Molecule: messenger RNA, 5178 nt
Organism: Coccomyxa subellipsoidea C-169
Lineage: Eukaryota; Viridiplantae; Chlorophyta; Trebouxiophyceae; Coccomyxaceae
Exons: 17
Coding region: 1-5178 (1725 amino acids)
Molecular function (GO): protein binding
Source: RefSeq, a predicted model, not a curated record
AUGGCAGCAGCAGUGGACUCUCCGAGCUCCAGCCCUCUCGGAGGCCGCAGUCAGCCUGCUGAGAAUGGCCAUGCCUUCACAUCUGGGGCGUAUUUCUUCCCCAGCUUCUCUCCAACAUCUCCAUUUGGAACAGCAGGAGCAGCUCACAUAACUCCAAACAAUGCCGCUUUCCCAGGGGCAGCAGCAGGCAUGACGCCCGGCAAGCCUGCUGCACAGACCCCGCGCAGACCCCACAGGACCUCCAGGACCCGCUCACCAGUCGCUGCCAAUCCUCCUCCCUCUUCCUCAGCGUUUGGCACCCCUGAGUGGGAACCAAGCAGCGGGACUUCAUGGCCAGGAUUCAGCGCAGAGUCUGCCGAAACAGCUGCAGCAGAGACAGCAGAGACAGUCUUGCCACAGCGCUUUGCUCAAUCAGUCAACCUGGGUGGGUUCCACCAAGGGACACCCACAGUCACUCCCAUGACAGCCAAGAGGAGUGCCCACCGGGCGCGCAGGCCCCCCGCCACAGCAGGGAGGACCCCCGCAGCUGUGGACAGUCCAUUUGUGAGGGAGGGGUCUCCGAUGGACUGGUCGCCCUUUGUGACCACUGCUGCCGGCGGCCAGAGCUCCUCUACAACGCAGACUUCUCAGGGCACUAUGAGCAGCGGGCAGGGAGAUAAGGUGAGGGGCACUCGGCUCAGGUUUGAGCAGAGGGCUGAUGCAGCGGCAGCGGAGCACACAUUUCGGGAACCUUCAGUGCCAGAGGAGGAUGUCACAGAUGGCCUGCACGUUGACAUGGCAGCAAGCACCAUUUCUGGGGGUGGCGUUGGCAGCACACAGCCAAGUCUGGCAUCGGACUUCAGCGCUCGCUUCAGGUUUGGCGACAAGCCCGCACCUGACCCUGGCGCGACAGGGGAAGCUCCCGAGCAGCUGCCGCAGAACGCCGCGACAGCUGCCGGCUCCGCGGCGCAGCCAUGCGCCGAGACCACAGCAGGCACAGUGCAGUCCGCCAGAUCAGGCUCCUCCGGCAGCUCCUCUUCAGGCGUUCCAAACGGCAUCAACAUUGGUGUGCGCCCCUCUGGAUCCAGCCGAUUCAGGACCGCCACCGGAGACAGGGCUGGCGGCCGCCGGGUGACGAAGACCGAGACGGCACCCAGCCGCGGCCACGACGCUGCCAGAUGUGGCCGCGCUGAUGUCAGCGUUAGCUCGGCCGCCGCGCAGCAGAGCGCGCGGGAGAACGACCGUGCAAAGGCAAACCAGGGGGCCGCCAAGCCGGCCGCGCAUGUGAAGCCAGCCAAACCUUGCACAGACCACCCUGCGCAGAACUUUGUGCAGCAGACAGCAGGUGCAGUGAGAGAGGCUUCUGUCAGCAUAGAGGAUGCAGACAUGCCGGAUGCAUCGCCCUGCGCCUCGGGUCAGACCAGGGCUGACAGCAAUGGGUCCGCAGCACCGUUUGGGUUCACAAAGACAGCAUUACCAGCAGGCGUGAAGAGCACAGCUAACAAGACAAGCUCGCCCACAGCGGCAGACGACAGGCCAGAUGCAGCCAAAGCAGAGUCGCCAGUCAAUGGCUGGAGCCCGCAGAAUGCUACAGAGGGAUCUGCAGGUGCCGAAAAGGCGGGCUCAGGGCUGCGCUUCAGCUUCGAUGCUCAGGCGGCUCAGGCUGCAAGCCUUCACCCCACCGCAGUUACUGCAGCUAGUGAUGAGGUUCCAGUGGAGCCAGCGCAGGCCGCUGGGAGCAGCAGGGGGCAGCAGAAUGUCACUGAUCAGGGGACAGCCUCGGGGGUGCCACAAUUCUGGUCAGUGCCCACUGUUGCAGUGGGCCAGGAUGGGCAGGAGCAAAGGAGUCAGGGACAGGGGCUGGCUGGCGGCUCCGGGCAGGCUCCAAGCAAGACUGCCACAGGGUCAACCGAGGGGUUCACCCUGGGUUCAUUCAGCCGCAUGCACAACAAGAAGCCGCGAGCGGGUGGGGCGGUCAGGCCCCGGGGAGCAGCUUCUACCGCUCAGCAAACGCAUGCGGCCAAGCCGGAUCAGCAGCGAGAGCAGGCUUCUUCAGCAGCGGCUGGCAAAGAUCAAGCAGGCGAUGUGUUUAAUGCUAACGUCUGGCGCAGCUAUGCGCAGCAGCUGCACACCGAGAAGAGCAGCGAGGGCACUGAUACAGUGCCUGCAGGAGAGCCACAAUCUGGCAGCCAGGCUCCAACACAGAUGCCGGGAGGUCCUGCAGUUGUAACCGCGCCAUUCCCCUGUAAUGCAGGUGGGGGCCCAAAUCUUCCGCAAGUCGCCAAUGCUGACAGCGUGCCGAGGCCUUCUGGGGACAAUGGCCUGAAGGAGCAACAAGGUGUCAGGCGAGCAGAUAGCAUGGCGAACCGCCUCAGGCAGCAAAGCUUUGGGGAGCCAGAAGAUUCAUCAACUGCUGAAUCAGCCGCCACUGCAACCAAAUUGCCGCCUGACGGAGUCCCGGCUGCAGAGUUUGACAAGGCGGCGGCCAGUUUUGGCGCGGGGCAGCAGGGGGCCUCGUUUGGCCUCGGGCAGGCCCCGAAGGAACAGCGCGCAACGCCGCGGCGCGGCCGCGGCCUGGCCACGCGCAGCCGGCCGCCAGCCCGGGAAGCAGCCGCUGGCGGCGCCGCAGCGCAGCCGCCUGCGGGAUCGGCCCCGGCAGCUCAGCAGCCUUCCUUCAGCUUUGCCUGGCCCCCCACCUCAGACCAGCCCAGCAGGAACUCCCGGGAAGCAUCUGCUUCUGAGCCAUCUUUUACGGCCCAUACCACACACCAGCAGCAGCAGCAGCCAUUCUUUGGUUUCCAGCCUGCGCGGGACAGCAAUGCAGCGCACCAGGCAAGCCAGCCAGCUUCCAGCUGGCCUGCACCCGAGCCACCGGCGGCGGCCGCUGAGCAGGGGGCGCCUGCUUUCAGCUUCAAAUCCCCUGGCGCUAAGGGGCGCGCGCCGAGCGAGGAGCGCGCAGCAAAGCCGCGCACCGCUUUUGACUGGGGCAAGCCGCCCACCGAUGCACCCUUCGCGCAGCCGCCUGCGCCUUUCCCCAUGGCGCAGGCCGGAACGCGGCCAGUCGCCUUUGAUGACAUUGCCGAGAUCAGGAUUGGUGGGGGGCCCGUGCGUGGGUCCGUUCCCUCCUCAAAGCAGCAGGUGUCCUCACACGGCUUUGCAGCAGAGCAGCCCGCUUUCACCGCAGAAUUCAAGCCGGCGCCCAACUUUGGAAGUGCUCCGGCAUUUGCGGAAGGAAAAGCGGCUGGGCCGUCCUUCCGCGUGGUUUCCACACCCUCAAAGCAGCCGGCACGGCAGCGGCCGCCGGCGUCAGUUGCCGGGAGCCAGGCCAGCAGCGAGGCAGCAUUGGAGAGGCAGAAGGGAUUGCCGCUGCAGGGCGUGGACCGGCUGCGACAGAGGGGCAACGACGCCUUCCAGCGAGGCAGCUACUCGCGCGCCGUCGAUCUCUACCAACGGGCGGUGAACCUGCUGCAGGAGAAUGGCGUGGCCGAGGGCUUGGGCAAGCUGUACAGCAAUCUGGCCGCCUCCUAUCUCCAGAUGGACAAGCCAUACGCCGCCAUCGCAGCCUGCAACUCCGCCCUGCAGGCCGAGCCGUCGUUCUUCCGGGCGCGGCUGCGCUUGGCGACCUGCCACAGCCGCCUGGGGGAUCUACCCUCCGCGCUGAGCGCGCUGGGCCCGGACGCCACGUCAGCCGCCAACAUGGCCGAAGCCGCCGGCAAGCGCGCUGACCUGGAGGCCCUGCAGGAACGCCUCAGCAAGGCAAUUCUGGCGGCGAGUGCGGCGAGCAGCCCAGAUGCGGCUGAGUCAUCCCUGAGGGAGGUUGAGGCGCUGCUGGCCAAGGAUCAGGCGCCCUUCAGCUCUGCACUGCACCGCCUUAGCGCGCAGCUUCUUCUGCAGCUUGGCAGGAGGGAGGAGGCAGCGGAGAUGUGCAGGCUGUGCGCCAGUGUGAGGGAGCCCGGGCUGCAGCCGCCGCCACUCUGGCCCUGGUGGCUCGGAGUGCAGAGCGCAUUCCACUCCGGCGACCUCAACUCGGCGGCGGAGCAAAUAGAGUCCAUCACGACCCAGUAUGCUGCUGCCGGGAAAGACAGCAUCGCCACCAGCGAGGCAGAAGAAUCUGCUCUGCCUGUGGCUGACCUUGCAGCACUGGCCCGGGAGUUGCGCUCUCUGCUGACUCUGAAGGAAGCCGGCAACAGGGCGAUAAAGGAGGGAAAGGGGGAGGAAGCGCUGCAGCACUACAACGCGGCGCUGACGGCGCAGCUUCCCGGCAGCUGCGCGUUCGUGGCCGUGCUGUUUGCGAAUCGCGCGGCGGCGCACCAGUCUCUGGGGCAGGCCACGCACGCCGUCGCAGACUGCCUCCGCGCCACCGCCCUCAACCCAGGCUACUCCAGGGCGCACUCGCGGCUGGCGACGGUGCUGUCGGAGCUCAAGCACCGGACAGGCGAGGCAGACGCUCUCGAGAGGCUGCAGGCGUUGCCGGUGUCCGCCCCUGCCGAGGCGGCCAGUGUGGCACAGCGGCUGCGCGCAGCACGGACAGCCGCACGCAGCGCGACCCCCGACCACUACAAGGUUCUGGGACUCGCCCGGGACGCUGACGCGGAAGAGGUGAAUCUUUUCUCCUUCAAAGAGACUACCGGGUACAACUUGCAAGGCAAAGAAGGCAGCCUGUACUCCCCAGGAAGCGGCUUGCACCACCUGGCAGUCAUCGCCGGGCAACCUGCAACAGUGCGACGGGCGUACAAGAGGAGCGCGCUGCAGCUGCACCCAGACAAGGCUCUGGCGCAGUGCCGCUUCUCCAGUCGCCUCGGACCCCACGGCGUUCUGCUCAUGGACACACCACAGGUGCUAGCACGCGUGCGCGACAAUGCAGACUGGCUCUUCAAGUGCGUUGGCGCGGCGAACGCGGCGAUUACGGACCCGGCCGCGCGGCGCCAGCUGGACGCUGACCUGGCGGCGCAGGAGGGCCGGGCCGCCGGCUACGGCUACUCACCUUACUCGCCAUCGUCCUACUACAGCCGCCCCGCAGACAACUUCUACAGGCGCUCUGGGGGCCGCAAGAGCUCGUACAACUACGGCGGCGCAUCGUUUUACGAGAGCUUCCGGCGCAGUGCGCGGCGGCCGGCCGGCCCAUAUGCCAACGGCCACGGCGGCGCGGCGUCCGAUGACAGCGAGAGCGAGGGCUUCGACUACAACAACUUCUACUAA